CAAUUACAAUUCCAAAAGAGCCUGUUAGCGAUGUAUGUGACACCACAUGGAGAUUAAGAGUUGUCUUAGAUAUGAUAUUAACACAAGUGAUGUCAUUGAUUUGAUUGACACCUAUGAUAACCAAACGCUAGAGACACGAAAUGUGACAGCGGAAUGGAAUUUGAUACAACCCAGUAUUCAUCCACGGUGAUACAAGAGUUUGGCUUUGUCUGUGACUGGCAUUAUCUGGGUCCUCUUUCAACAUCUCUAUUCUUAUUGGGUCCAUUUCUAGGGAAUUUAAUCAUCGGUCACAUGGCAGACAGAAUCGGCCGACUUCUAACCUUUAUAAUAAAUAUUGCUAUCUUUGUGGUGUUUGGCUUGUUGCAAGCUGUGGUACGGAAUGCAGUAAUGUUUAUGAUAUGUAAUUUCAUGAUUGGUAUACCUUAUUUUGGUAUAUACAACCAAGCGCUUGUGCUCCUUGCAGAGAUUGUUGGCCCUUCAAAACGAGGCACUGUCACCAUGGCCUGUGUACUGUUUUAUGCUUUUGGAUACAGUGUACUACCGGCCAUAGCUUACUAUGUACGUGAUUGGUCAGUUCUAGUUCUCAUUAUAAACCUCCAUCCGAUCAUAUUCUUCUCGUAUUGGUGGAUACUCGCUGAAUCGCCACGUUGGUUACUGUCAGUCGGCAAAGUGAAGAAAGCUAAGGAAGUCAUGCAGCGAAUGGCUAAGGUCAACAAGGUCUUGCUUCCAGAUUAUAUCUUUGAAUCUGAAAUGUUUGAAACCUUGAACAGCAAGGAUAGUGAUUUGAAGAUGCCAAUACCGGAAAAUGGGACAACUGAUACUUUUAUCACUAUUUUCCGUUAUUCAAAUACAAGAAAGAAAACGCUGAUAAUAUAUUACUGUUCAGCUUCAAUAACCUUGCUGUAUUAUGGAUUGACAUUCAACGUUGGAAAUCUGGGUGGUAAUGAUUACACCAAUGCGCUCAUAGCUGGCGCUGUCGAGAUUCUAGCCUAUUCCUCUUCAAUGUAUUUUGUGGAGACACAACUUGGCAGAAAAAUCACCAUAAGUGUUUUAACUGUUAUAGCAAUUAUAGCAACGAUAUCGAGUGCAUUUAUACCGCAAUGUGGGGACACAUUAUGGGUAAUGGUUGCUGUGUACAUGAUUGGAAAGUAUGCAACAAGUGCAGCGUAUGGAGUCACUCAGUUAUACACAGGAGAAAUUUUUCCAACAACACUAAGGGCGAUUGGUGUAAUGUCAGCAGUGUCCUUGUCUAUUCUGGCUAGUGCACUUGCUCCAUAUCUUCUAACACUUCGAAAAAUUUGGAAUCCAUUACCACAACUAGUGUUUGGUGGCUUAUCAAUCAUAUCAGCGUGUCUGGUGUUGAUUCUACCUGAAACACGAGGGCGGAGACUUCCUGCCAACAUCCAGGAGGCAGAGAUAUUCGGAAAAAAACAGCAAGAACCUGGCUACGAAAUUAUUAACGUUCAAGACAAAAACUGUGUCGAGCUAAGUGAGGUCUGAAAAGCUUACAAUAUGAAGAAAGUGUAUUGUUCAUAACCUUGUUUAUGGCUUUAUGAGUAGUAUUUAUUUUGUUUAUGCUACUCACAUCAUUACAUCAUUUGAGUAUUCGCUAAUAUUAAGUAUUAGUAUAAACAGCAUUGGCUCAUUUCAAUGUUUCAUUUUCUUACAUACAAAUUUUGGAAAACUUUAAAUCUAAGAAGACAUUUUAAGAACCACAUCUUCAUUCACCCACUGAAAUGCGACUAGUCUCAUGUUUAGGACAGGUCUAUGACAUGGCUUGUGACUGGGGCGAGAUGUUUGAAAAACUUGUGACUACCCUGGUAGUAUAUUUUCGGAUGAUUGAUGCAGAAUUUUUAGAGAUGUGAAUGUGCAGUACUAUUAAAAGACACGUGUUUUUAACUUGGUACAUAUCUACAUCUAAUCAAGAGGUUUUAUAUAUGUUUUAACUAUUUGUUUUACUUUCAAUUUGCUGAGAGAUUUUU
This is a messenger RNA of Saccoglossus kowalevskii, 1982 nucleotides long. Its product is annotated as organic cation transporter protein-like. Gene Ontology annotation, cellular component: membrane. Lineage: Eukaryota; Metazoa; Hemichordata; Enteropneusta; Harrimaniidae. Gene Ontology annotation, biological process: transmembrane transport. The record is from RefSeq and is a predicted model, not a curated record. Gene Ontology annotation, molecular function: transmembrane transporter activity.